CUUAUUGAAAAAAAAAUAUAUCCUUAGGAAUAGCGGUGUACCUCAAGCAGGAAAUAUCACAAAACAUCUAGAGGAAUUCGACAAGGACGUAGAUACUUUCGUAACGAAUCCAGCCAACUCUGGGUUCGGAGUAAUAGAUUUUGAAAGUUGGAGACCAGUUUACAGACAGAACCCCUUCCAGCCUUACCUAAGUUAUUCUGAAAGUAUGGAAACGGUAAAUCAUCCUGGUUGGACAUCUACUCAGAUCAAAGCCGAGGCUAAAAUAAAUUUUGAGGCUGGUGCUAAAGUUUUCAUGAAAGAUACAAUCGAGAGGGCUAGAGCUAAAAGACCAGACGCCCUAUGGGGUUAUUACCAUUUUCCUUAUUGCUAUGCCAAUGGAUCAGUCACUAGUUGUAGCUCACAAGUUCAAGAUGAAAAUGACAGUCUGAAAUGGUUAUUUGAUGCCUGUGACGUUCUAUAUCCUUCGGUAUAUGUGCCAGAAUCGUAUACACAGGCCCAACAAAAACAAUACGUCAAAAAUAAUCUUGAUGAAGCUUUUAGAGUAAGAGAUGAAGUUUCGCCAGGUACAAAGAUUGUUCCUUAUGUGAUGAACAAAUACAGGGAUACUUUCAAUUUCAUGACAGAGGGAGAUAUGAAUGCUACCAUUGCAACUGUUGCUAGUUACGACGUAGAUGCAGUGAUCAUUUGGGGCAGAUAUAGUGAUGCUAACACAGCGACAACAUGCGGGGAUUUAUAUAAUUACAUUGAUACGGUUCUUGGACCGAUUUUGACACAGUUUUAUUAA
Messenger RNA from Ceutorhynchus assimilis (cabbage seed weevil), 784 nucleotides. NCBI's taxonomy places the organism in Eukaryota, Metazoa, Arthropoda, Insecta, Coleoptera, Curculionidae. The record is from the annotation of a GenBank genome assembly.